Messenger RNA from Seriola aureovittata, 4937 nucleotides. RefSeq names its product NLR family CARD domain-containing protein 3-like. Gene Ontology annotation, molecular function: protein binding. NCBI's taxonomy places the organism in Eukaryota, Metazoa, Chordata, Actinopteri, Carangiformes, Carangidae. The transcript has 11 exons. Bases 1049 to 4456 code for a protein of 1135 amino acids. The record is from RefSeq and is a predicted model, not a curated record.
GUGUCCCAUUUCAGGGGCCCCUAACGCGCAGGUGGACCCUGAAUUCACACACAGGUAAUGUAUUAGACUUUAAUUACUGCCUUCAAUCCGCUGUGACUUCACACUGCAUCAUAGAGGCUGAAAACAUCACUGAUAAUGUCUCUGGAGUUGUGUACUGGAACAUGUCAACAAUUUCAUUUCUUGAACAUAAAUAACUGCCAGGAAAAAUAAAAAGAUAAGCAAACACAUAUGCAGAAUUAAAAAUGAUUAAAAAUCAAAAAAUGUGCAGUUUGACUUUGUUGAGAGACACAAACAGAAGCAGCUUUAGUGAAAAGUCAGUGUUUUUUGGAGAGUUUCUAGAAACCAGAUGACUUUAACUGUGUUAUUUACUGUGGCCAUUUAGCUGGUUAACUUCAACAAUGUUUUUAUCUGCUCGGGUCAGAAAGUUUAACAAUUCCAUUAUUCAAUGUGCAUUUUCAUAUCUCCAAGAUACUGCAAGAUAUUCAUUUGUUAUUUAUGAUGAAUUAAAGAUGAAAAAUGAUUGAGUGUGUUUCCUGAAAAUAAUGGCCUCGUUCCUGUUGAGUUUACAUAUUAUAGGAAAACAUUGUGAGGGAGUGGAAGUCUUCAUACAACGUUGAAAGGAAAACUUUUGAUAAGAGCUUGUCAGAUGGAAGAGGUGUUGCGUUUCCAGUUGAAUCUUUAUUCCUCCAAAAUGAGGACCACCGUCUACAACCGCAGUUAUUCAGCCCCUGCAUGAUACGGGUUAUAUCCAAGAAUAUGGCCUGUGAUCCAAGUAUUUCAUUGUUUCUCGUGCAAAGAAUAGUGAGACACCCAGUACCAUGAAAGGGCCCACAACCAGAGAAGAAGAAGUCUGCUCCUCCUCCAGCCUCUCUGGCCUGGCCUUCUCCAGCUAAACGUGGAGCCGUGACUCAUCGAAGGAAAGAAUUAACACACAAACUCUUGUUCCUACAGGCAGCAAGCUGGGAGUCUUCUUCUUCAGCCUCUUGGACUGGUUGAACCGAGUAUUAGGGUAGAGAGUGUGUGUGAGCUGAUGUGGAUGUGAAGCAGCAUGGAUCAGUGUGCGGACAGAGAGGGGGAAGUCCCUCCCUGUAAAACCACUCUGUGUGGGGAACAUGAGAGCCAGAAGAGAUCUCAGAGCCCAGAGCAGCAGUACACACCAGACUCUGCAGGACCUGGACCUGGACCUGAACCCGAGCCUGGACCUGGACCCAGCUGUGUGUCCAUAAAAAGCAGCCAAUCACUUGAUCCUCCUCUUAAUUUCAGACAAUCUGUUGACAAUGGAAAGGUCCAGCAGCAGAGACCAGGCUCUCCUGAACCCAGCUGUCUGACUUUAAAGAGCAACUGGUCAAAGGAUAUUAUUACUGAGUUUAAGGAACAACAUCCAUCAGCUGCUCAGAUAGUGGACCAGCAGAUCUCAGAGGUUCCCAGUGGUCAGUCUGCCCAGCAGCAUCAAACACACCUGGACUCCAUAUUUAUGCUGCUGGAGGAGAACAUUGUUACUUUUGUGAAGGACGAGCUGAAGAAGCUCCAGAAGGUUCUUAGUCCAGAAUUCUCAGAGAGUCAGACGGAGGAUGAGGAGGUGUUGGACGGUGAGGAUGAAGAGCAGAGGAGGAGCAGCAAAGAGGCAUUUCUGAAGAUCACUCUGAACUUCCUGAGGAGAAUGAAGCAGGAAGAGCUGGCUGACUCUCUGCAGAACAGAACUUCUGCUGAAAUUUCUGGGCAUUUUGCCCCUCUUUAUCAACGUAAACUCAAAUCUAAGCUGAAGGAGAAGUUCCAGUGUGUGUUUGAGGGGAUUGGUAAAGCGGGAAACCCAACCCUUCUGAACCAGAUCUACACAGAGCUCUACAUCACAGAGGGAGGGACUGGAGAGGUCAACGAUGAACAUGAGGUCAGACAGAUUGAAGCAGCAGCCAGGAAACCACACAGACCAGAAACAACCAUCAGACAAGAAGACAUCUUUAAAGCCUCACCUGGAAGAAAUGAACCAAUCAGAACAGUGAUGACAAAGGGAGUGGCUGGCAUCGGGAAAACAGUCUUAACACAGAAGUUCACUCUGGACUGGGCUGAAGACAAAGCCAACCAGGACAUACAGUUCACAUUCCCAUUCACCUUCAGAGAGCUGAAUGUGCUGAAAGAGAAAAAGUUCAGCUUGGUGGAACUUGUUCAUCACUUCUUUACUGAAACCAAAGAAGCAGGAAUCUGCAGGUUUGAUCAGUUCCAGGUCGUGUUCAUCUUUGACGGUCUGGAUGAGUGUCGACUUCCUCUGGACUUCCCCAACACUGAGAUCCUGACUGAUGUUACAGAGUCCACCUCAGUGGACGUGCUGCUGACAAACCUCAUCAGGGGGAAACUGCUUCCCUCCGCUCGCCUCUGGAUAACCACACGACCUGCAGUAGCCAAUCAGAUCCCUUCCGAGUGUGUUGACAUGGUGACAGAGGUCAGAGGGUUCACUGACCUACAGAAGGAGGAGUACUUCAGGAAGAGGUUCACAGAUCGCCAACUGGGCAACAAAAUCAUCUCCCACAUCAAGACAUCACGAAGCCUCCACAUCAUGUGCCACAUCCCAGUCUUCUGCUGGAUCACUGCUACAGUUCUGGGGGAUGUGUUGAAAACCAGAGAGGGAGGUAAGCUGCCCAAGACCCUGACUGAGCUGUACAUCCACUUCCUGGUGGUUCAGUCCAAACUGAGCAACAUCAAGUAUCAUGGAAGAUCUGAGACAGAUCCACACUGGAGUCCAGAGAACAGGGAGAUAAUUGAGUCUCUGGGAAAACUGGCUUUUGAGCAGCUGCAGAAAGGAAACCUGAUCUUCUAUGAAUCAGACCUGACAGAGUGUGGCAUCGAUAUCAGAGCAGCAUCAGUGUAUUCAGGAGUGUUCACACAGAUCUUUAAAGAGGAGAGAGGCCUGUACCAGGAGAAGGUGUUCUGCUUCGUCCACCUGAGUGUUCAGGAGUUUCUGGCUGCUCUUCAUGUCCAUCUGACCUUCUUCAACUCUGGAGUCAAUCUGAUGAUGUCAGACGAACAAUCUACCUCCAAGAAGUCUAAAGGAAAGGUUGAAUGUACACAGACCCACUUCUACCAGAGAGCUGUGGACGAGGCCUUACAGAGUCCAAAUGGACACCUAGACUUGUUCCUACGCUUCCUCCUGGGUCUUUCACUGGAGACCAAUCAGAAUCUCCUACAAGGCCUGAUGUCAAAGACAGGAAGUCACUUACAGACCAAUCAGGAAACAGUCCAGUACAUCAAGCAGAUAAUCGAAGAGACUCUCUCUCCAGAGCAAAGCAUCAACCUGUUCCACUGUCUGAAUGAACUGAAUGAUCAGUCUCUAGUGGAGCAGAUCCAACAGUCCCUGAGUUCAGGAAGUCUGUCUACAGAUAAACUGUCCCCUGCUCAAUGGUCAGCUCUGGUCUUCAUCUUACUGUCAUCAGAAAAAGAUCUGGACGUGUUUGACCUGAAGAAAUACUCUGGUUCAGAGGAGGCUCUUCUGAGGCUGCUGCCAGUGAUCAAAGCAUCUAACAAAGCUGUACUAAGUGGCUGUAACCUCUCAGAGAGAAGCUGUGAAGCUCUGUCCUCACUUCUCAGCUCCCAGUCCUCUAGUCUGAAAGAGCUGGACCUGAGUAACAACAACCUGCAGGACUCAGGAGUGAAGCUGUUGUCUGCUGGACUGCAGAGUCCACACUGUACACUGGAGGCUCUCAGUCUGUCAGGCUGUCUGGUCACAGAGGAAGGCUGUGCUUCUCUGGCUUCAGCUCUGAGCUCAAACCCCUCCCAUCUGAGAGAGCUGGACCUGAGCUACAAUCAUGCAGGAGACUCAGGAGUGAAGCUACUGUCUGCUGGACUGGAGGAUCCAGACUGGAGCCUGGACACCCUCAGGCUUGAGCCUGGUGGAGUCCAGUGGUUGAGACCAGGUCUGAAGAAGUAUUCCUGUGAACUCACAUUCGACUCAAACACGGUGAACAGAGAAAUCAAACUGUCUGACAACAAGAGGAAGGUGAUACUUGUGAGGGAGGAUCAGUCAUAUCCUGAUCAUCCAGACAGAUUUGACCACUGGGCUCAGCUGCUGUGUAGAAAUGACUGUACUGGUCGCUGUUACUGGGAGGUUGAAUGUGUAGGAGGGUGUUAUAUAUCAGUGAGUUACAGAGGAAUCAAAAGGAAAGGAGACAGAGAUGACAGCAGGUUUGGAAUGAACAACAGGUCCUGGAGUCUGUACAGCUCUGGUAGUAGUUACUAUGUCUGGUACAAUAAGACAGGAACAUCUGUCUUCUCCUCCUCUUUCUCUGAAAGAGUAGCAGUUUAUUUGGACUUUCCUGCUGGCAUCCUGUCCUUCUACAGAGUCUCCUCUGACUCACUGAUCCACCUCUACACCUUCAACACCACAUUCACUGAACCUCUUUAUCCUGGGUUUGGGUUUGGGUCCUGGUUCAAGUCUCACUCCUCAGUGUCUCUGUGUUCAGUGUAGCAGAGAGUCUGCUCCUGUUAGAGGAACUUUCUCACUUGAAUGGAUGGAGGAAGCUAGGCACAUUUUAAUAUAGUAAUCAUAUUGUUAAAGUAACAAUUUUUGUUUCAACUGUGUUUAAAUUAAAUAUGAGAUUUAUUACUUAUACAUGUCCCAAAAACAUUUAUAGCUUUAACUCUACUUUUAUGCUUUAUUUUUUCAAACAAAUCAUUGGAGUGGUCAGCAGAUCUGAGUGUCACUGACUUUCUAAGGAUAGAUUCAGCGUAUUAUGCUUGUUAUUGAACAUGCACACAGAAUAUUCAGGAGACUUUGAACAUACUGCUUUCUAGAGAUACUUUAGAAAUUGAGGAUAUUAUAGCCUGUUAACCUUGUUAAAAUAAUACAAAACAUGUAUGCAAUGUGUUUUAAAGUGACACUUUAUUCAUUGAAUUAUGUGAAUUAACCAGUCAGACAAAAUAAAUAAACUUGUGUAUUGUUGAAAAAA